GUUUAAAAUAGUGUAUAAAUAAAUGUAGAGAAUUAUAUUGUUAGCUUGUUUAGUAAUAAUGGGGCAAUAAGCCCUUUAACCAUCAUUAUUAAAUUUUAUGCAAGGGUAUGCUUUUGGUGUUGGAAUGGGAGAUGAAGUUCCAGAAAUUAUGGAUUGUGUAUUAGAUGUCAUACUUGUGAAGCCAUAAUGGAAUGUCAUAUUAAAUUAAUUCAAAAAAGGAGAUGCAAACAAUAUUUGGAAUGGAAUAACUGAUAUUUUAUUCUCAUUUGAUCAAUUUGCUUAGUAAUGUGGAAAUACAACAAUAGGAUUAAACAAAAUUCAAAAACAUGUUAGAAAAGUCUUCACUAGUAUAUAUAAUUGCAAUAAUUUAGCACCAAGUUUAUUUAAAAAGAUGAUUGAAAAUAUAAGUAUAUAAGCAGAGAAAAUAUAAGAAUUAGGAACUUAAUUUGUAGAAUUAAUGACGGAUAAAGAUAGUUAUUAAAGUGGUUUUGUAUUUGGAUAAAUGGUUUCUUUAAUAAUUGAUAUUUGA
Paramecium sonneborni is the source of this 529-nucleotide messenger RNA. The record is from the annotation of a GenBank genome assembly. NCBI's taxonomy places the organism in Eukaryota, Ciliophora, Oligohymenophorea, Peniculida, Parameciidae.